Auanema sp. JU1783 is the source of this 741-nucleotide messenger RNA. The record is from the annotation of a GenBank genome assembly. Lineage: Eukaryota; Metazoa; Nematoda; Chromadorea; Rhabditida; Rhabditidae.
AUGCCUCGAAUGCUCACGUCUGCCCCAACCCAUCAUCCGAUCAUACAAGGCUACUUAGUCAUCUAUAACUUACUCAUGUUCCUUAUUCACUAUUUUGUUUUUGUGGAUGUGUUACAUGAAGUUAAGAAGAAUAACUAUUCCUAUUUCCAUCAUUUUGAAACUUUGAGAAUCGCUACUGCUCUUCAGCUGUUCGAUGUUUUCCAUGGCCUGAUCGGAUUGACGAAAACAAACUUUGUAGUUGGACUUUUCCAAGUCUUCGGACGUCUCUUCGUUCUUCAAUGUAUUCAUGGCAUUGACAGUUUGUACAAAGAAGUUUUCCCAGUACUUGUCUUAGUUACUGCUUACUUGCUUAUUGAGUUAAUUCGUUAUCCUUAUUACUGCCUUAGGGCAAUCAACCAGACAUGGAAGCCAAUCACUUUUCUCAGAUACAACGCUUGGAUCGUCCUCUAUCCCAUUGGAUUUGUUUGUGAAUAUAACACAUUGGCUCGAGUUGGAUAUACUCAUUACACACGCGGAACUUUUGCUCCUUAUGUUCCUAACUGCUUGGCAAAUUUCUAUUUCUUUGUCUUCGUUGGAAGUGUACUGACUGUUCUGAUCAUAUAUUUGGCUCAGUUCCUUCUAAGCCACAUGGACAAACAACGUCAAAAACAUUACAAUAAGGCUUUGAUCUUCCCGACAGUUAGAAGAAUCCAAUUGAAAGCCAGACAAUUGUGGCGCAAGUAUAGUACUAAAUCUUAUUAA